UUUAGCGAAUUAUAUAAUAAUAUAAAAUUGUUACGCACCGUAUGCAUGGUCGAAACAAAGAAUUUUCUCUUUACUGAAAAAAGCUGUCCAUUAGGAGACAAAGGAUUAAAUAUUUAUAAGCGAUUAAAUCUGAAACGAAUAAAAUAAAAGAAAAUCACCCACGACAAAUUGACGGCGUCAAAAAUAGGCGAGCGCGAUAAAUCGCUCAAUCGAUCGUUUUUUUUUGUUUUUUUACGCAGUUCUGAUUAAUCAAGUCGGAAGGGGAACCAAUUUAGACGGGCGUUGUGAGGACCGGCGAUGAGGCUGAUACUAUUCGCGAUUAUGCGAACAGAAAUGGAAUGACGGGGCGUCAAUGUCACACACGUCUCGGCUUUUAUUGGAUGCUGAUAUUUACGUUGCGAUGAAAUACAUCCUGGUAGUGGCGCCUGAUUCGGCACAAAGCCUUUUUUAUACCCCCACGGGGGGGUAUAUAAGGCCGCGAAAUCGGGGUUGGUGCACGACAGAUUAGCCGAGCACCUUGGCGAGUACUGAUCCUGAUCGGCAGCGUUGAGGAGCUGAGCAAUUACGUUCGACAUGAAGGUCUUGAUUGUCCUUUCCGCCAUCCUGGCUUGCGCCUUCGCCAGCUCGCCGCUGGUCUACGCCAGGUUGGUGCCCGGCGCUCCGAUCGGCCUGGACGGCCGGGUGGUCGACACCGCGGAAGUCGCGUUGGCCAAGGCCGAGCACGCGGCCGCUCACGUUAACGAGAAGAUUAAUCUGGCCGCGGAAGCGGCCAAGUCGGCCGAGCACGUGCUCGCCUACGUCGCGCCGUCGCCCGGCGUGGCCGUGGUCGAAGGCGCGCAGCUGGUGCAACCGGUCGCGGUGGCGACGAAGCUGGUCCCCGGUGCGCCGAUCGGACCCGACGGCCGCGUCGUCGACACGCCGGAAGUCGCCCUCGCCAAGGCGGAACACGCGGCGGCCCACGUCAACGAGCAGCUCAGCCACGAGGCCGCGCGAUCGGUUUAUCACGAGCAGCCGGUCGUCGUCCUGGACCGCAGCGCGCCGCUCGUUCGUUACUAUUUUCGUUGAGCUCGACUCGUUAACGCAUACGGGUUCACAUUAAAGUAUAAAUAAAUCUGGCUACCAAUUGCUUAAUUUCGAUUAUCUGUUGUAAAUUAGAAUCAGAGAUUUUGUUAAAUGUUCUCAUAAGAAAAUGUGCUGUAAUAUUUUUAUUAUAACGUUUGGAUUUCUUCUUUUAUAUCGUUUCUUUAUAUUGUUACUAAUUUAGUGUUAUUACUGAACGCGUGUCUUUUGGUGUAAAUUUUAUUUUAUAAUUAAAUUUUAAAUAAAAGUUGAAAGUUGCGCGUACAAUCUACGUUAGCCUGCAAGGAUACAACGCAGUUAGCAACAGAUGCAAUGGGAAUGCGUUCUAACAGGCGUGCCUUGUGCAAAGAGAUCGACAAAAGGUUAAAAAAUAAACAUAUAUCUUACUACAAAUAUUUUAUUUUAAUAUUUCCUCCUUGUUAUAUUUAAAAAGAAAUAGCAUUUUCACUUUUAAAACGAUAAUUAUGUAAUCUCGUCUGCUCUUCUAUUGAAAACUGUUAACUGUAAAUAGUUAUAGUGAGAGUAAAAAUACUUCUCUGAAUUUUAUACAAAUGUCAUAAAUACAUUGCUACAGAUGUGUAAAAUAAGCUA
Molecule: messenger RNA, 1671 nt
Organism: Monomorium pharaonis (pharaoh ant)
Lineage: Eukaryota; Metazoa; Arthropoda; Insecta; Hymenoptera; Formicidae
Product: cuticle protein 18.7
Exons: 2
Coding region: 574-1065 (163 amino acids)
Source: RefSeq, a predicted model, not a curated record